This is a messenger RNA of Neoarthrinium moseri, 684 nucleotides long. RefSeq lists its product as uncharacterized. NCBI's taxonomy places the organism in Eukaryota, Fungi, Ascomycota, Sordariomycetes, Amphisphaeriales, Apiosporaceae. Gene Ontology annotation, molecular function: oxidoreductase activity. The record is from RefSeq and is a predicted model, not a curated record. The coding region runs from base 1 to 684 and encodes 227 amino acids. The transcript has a single exon.
AUGAAAUUCGACAUCAAGAUCAUCAGCGACACAGUUUGCCCAUGGUGCUACGUGGGCAAGCGCCGGGUUGAAGCUGGCAUUGCCGCUUACAAGGCGGCGCACCCGGAGAGCAGCGACACCUUUGCUGUCUCCUGGUACCCUUACUACCUUGACCCCAACGCACCUCUUGACGGUGAGGACAAGGCUGCUCGGUACGAGCGCCGCUUUGGGGCUGAGAAGUUCGCUUCUAUUCAGGAGACGAUUGGCAAAGUUGGGAAAGAUGUCGGCAUCAACUUCUCGUUUGCGGGCCGGACUGGCCACACUAAGCACUCGCACCGGUUGAUCCGCUUUGCUGCACAGAAGGGACCGGACUAUCAGAACAAGAUCGUGAAUGAACUGUUCGCGAGGUACUUUGAGAAGGCGCAGGAUAUCACCGAUAAGAACAUGCUGCAAAGCGCCGCCGAGGCCGCCGGGCUGGAUGGCACUGAGGUCAAGGCUUUCCUGGAGAGCAACGAAGGCGCCGAGGAAGUUGAGAACGAGGUGCUGCGAGCUCAGAAGCUCGGCGUUCGUGGAGUACCAAACAUCAGGAUCAAUGGAAUGUUCGAAGCCCCAGGAGCCGUAGAUGCAGACAUAUUUCGCCAGAUCUUUGAGAAGAUUGCUGCUUACACGGAAAAGGGGACAUUGGAUACUGCGGACUUGGCCUAG